Molecule: messenger RNA, 2745 nt
Organism: Dromiciops gliroides (monito del monte)
Lineage: Eukaryota; Metazoa; Chordata; Mammalia; Microbiotheria; Microbiotheriidae
Product: RNA-binding protein 10-like
Exons: 23
Coding region: 16-2745 (909 amino acids)
Biological process (GO): mRNA splicing, via spliceosome
Cellular component (GO): nucleus
Molecular function (GO): RNA binding
Source: RefSeq, a predicted model, not a curated record
AGGAGUACCCAAGAUAUGGAGUAUGAACGACGAGGUGGCCGUGGAGACAGGACUGGCCGAUAUGGUGCCUAUGAGUACUCCCAAGAUGAAGGAAUAGAAAGCCGAAGUCUGAGAGACCAUGACUAUCGGGACAUGGAUUACCGUUCUUACUUUAGUACCCAGGAACUCAAACAUGAUUAUGACUCAUCUGAGGAGCAGAGUGCAGAGGGUUCUUAUGAGGUUUCUUCAAUUUCUGAAACACUGCGCAAGCGGAAUAGUCCUAUAGAGCCACUUAGUUUCCCUGGAGAUUGUGGCUACCGGGACCAGGAUUAUCGGACAGAGCAAGGGGAGGAGGAAGAGAAGGCCAGUAACAUCAUCAUGCUGAGGAUGCUGCCACAGGCAGCUACUGAAAGUGACAUCCGAGUACAACUUCAGGCUCAUGGGAUCCAGGCUCGGGAAGUACGUCUGAUGCGAAACAAAUCAUCUGGUCAGAGCCGGGGCUUCGCCUUCGUUGAAUUUAAUCAUUUGCAGGAUGCUACACGAUGGAUGGAAACCAAUCAGCAUUCCCUCAACAUCUUGGGUCAGAAAGUUUCCAUGCACUACAGUGAUCCCAAGCCUAAAAUUAAUGAGGAUUGGCUUUGCAACAAGUGUGGAGUCCAGAAUUUCAAACGCCGGGAGAAGUGUUUCAAAUGUGGUGUGCCCAAGUUAGAGGCUGAACAGAAGCUACCAGUAGUUAUGCAGCUAGACCAGCAGGCAAUGUCUUUGGGUGGCAGGGAGCUGAGCCAAGGCCUGCUGCCUUUACCCCAGUCAUACCAGACCCAGAGUAUACUAGCUUCCCAGGUUCUGGCCCAGGGCUCUGAGCCUAAUUCUGAGAAUGCGAAUGACACCUUAAUCCUACGCAACCUGAAUCCUCACAGCACCAUGGAUUCAAUCUUAGGGGCUCUGGCACCCUAUGCUGUACUGUCCUCUUCCAAUGUUCGAGUUAUCAAAGACAAACAGACACAGCUGAAUCGAGGUUUUGCCUUCAUCCAGCUAUCUACCAUCGUGGAGGCUGCUCAACUUCUUCAGAUUCUCCAGGCUCUGCACCCCCCCCUCACUAUUGAUGGCAAGACAAUUAAUGUGGAAUUUGCCAAAGGCUCCAAGAGGGACAUAUCAUCCAAUGAUGGGAAUCGUAUCAAUGCUGCUUCUGUGGCCAGUACAGCAAUUGCUGCUGCCCAGUGGGCCAUCUCACAGACAUCUCAGGGCAGGGAAGGAAACUGGAUGGCUUCAGAAGAGCCAGUGGCUGACUACACCUACUAUCAGCAUGAAGAGAGUUAUUGUGGCCCGAGAAGUGAAGCUACCCUCCAUGGCCAUAGCAGCUACCUUAAAAGUGCCAAGACUUUGGGUAUAACAGGCAGCAAAGGGGACCUGGCUGAAAAAGGCUCUGAAACUUCCCUGGAACCUAGCAUACUUGGUGUAGAUUCUAUGCCACUCAUUCAUGCCUUCCACCAUGCCCAGUCUAAUGUUUAUCAACAACCAGGUACUGAGGUGGACAGUACCCCAUGCACAGCAGCCAAUAGCCAGGCCCAGUCAUACACUAUUGUGUCCCCUGCUAUUUUGAAGUCAGAGCUUCUGAGCUCUGAAUCAUCAUCUGUCACCAGCACCCCUGUUCAGGAUUCCUAUGGCCAGUACUCUGUCCCUGAUGUUUCCACCUACCAGUAUGAUGAGACUUCAGGCUAUUAUUAUGAUCUUCAGACUGGACUUUACUAUGACCCCAACUCUCAAUAUUAUUACAAUGCCCAGAGUCAGCAGUACUUGUACUGGGAUGGAGAAUGGCGUACCUAUGUGCCUGAUGUAGAGCAGGCAGCUGAGGGGCACAAGGAUACAGGGAUCAACUUGAAGGAGGGCAAAGAGAAGAAGGAGAAGCAUAAGACUAAGACUGCACAACAGAUUGCUAAGGACAUGGAACGUUGGGCCCGAAGCCUCAACAAGCAGAAGGAAAACUUUAAAAAUAGCUUCCAGCCUGUUAGUGCUCCAAGGGAGGAUGAGCAGCGUGAGUCAGCUACAGCUGAUGCUGGUUAUGCCAUCCUUGAGAAGAAGGGGGCACUGGCUGAGAGACAGCCUGCCACCAUGGAGCUCCCAAAGCUUACCAGCGAUGAGCAUGUGAGUCCACCACGAGGACUAGUGGCUGCAUACAGUGGGGAAAGUGACAGUGAAGAGGAACUUGAGCAGAAUCCUGAAAAGGAGGAGAGGCUCACAGACUGGCAGAAACUGGCUUGCCUUCUUUGCCGACGCCAGUUCCCUAGUAAGGAGGCCCUAAUCCGCCACCAGCAACUUUCUGGACUACACAAGCAAAACCUAGAGAUUCAUCGACGUGCCAACCUAUCUGAGAAUGAACUAGAGGCCUUGGAGAAGAAUGACAUGGAGAUGAAAUAUCGGGACCGAGCAGCAGAACGCCGUGAAAAAUAUGGCAUUCCUGAGCCUCCAGACCCUAAAAAAAGAAAAUUUGGAACCAUGACUGCCACUUCCAUGGGCCUUGAACAGUCAGCUCAGGAGGGGCUGAGUAGUAACAACAUUGGUAAUCGCAUGCUGCAAGCCAUGGGAUGGAAGGAAGGCAGUGGGCUAGGCCGUAAGAAACAGGGUAUCAUCACCCCCAUUGAGGCCCAGACAAGGGUGAGAGGCUCUGGCCUAGGUUCUCGGGGCAGGUCCUACAACAUCGCCUCAUCUGAGUCAUACAAGGGAACUCUGCACAAGACCAUGCUGACUCGCUUCAGUGAGGCUGAGUGA